Molecule: messenger RNA, 1888 nt
Organism: Mastomys coucha (southern multimammate mouse)
Lineage: Eukaryota; Metazoa; Chordata; Mammalia; Rodentia; Muridae
Gene: Ccdc126
Product: coiled-coil domain containing 126
Exons: 5
Coding region: 706-1128 (140 amino acids)
Source: RefSeq, a predicted model, not a curated record
UCCCUGAGCCCCGGGGCCAAGAGCACGUGCUGUCUCUCCGCAAGGCGGGACUACAUCCCCCACAAUGCCGCGCGCAGCGGGCCCUGGCCGGAGAGUGGGGGAAGGGUGGUCGGGAGGCGGAGCGGAAACGGGGAGUAGAGUCCCCGGGUGCCGAGCGCUCUGGGUCCUACCUCCGUCCUGGCCCGCAGGCUGUUACGGCGCCGCUGACGCCCGUGGCGGGCUGUGGCUGUAGCUCCAGUUUGUGAGCCCCGCGGCCGCGUUAUUGAAGGGAAACCAGCAGGCCAGGAUUGAACUACGGCUGCUUGGUGUCUGCUUGCCAAGAUGACUGGACUGUAGCUGCUGGUUUGUGCCUGGUGUCUGCCUGACUAGAGGACUGGUCUGCAGCUGCUGAGUCAUAUUUGGUUUGUGCUACGGGAAUGAACUGCUGCUGAAGAAGAUCCAGCUCACCCUCAAAGAAGAUUGCUGAUCAGUUAACUAUCACCUACGAGGGAGAACACGACACUUUGUGAGACUGGCCAGUUCCACAAAUGAUGAUUUCCAGUUCCAUCCAUUUUCCUUUGCAUGAGAGCAGACGCAGCCCUGCUGAAGAUGGACAGACGGCAGUAGACAGCUGCUCCUCCUCUUUCCUCUCCAAAGGCUUGCCAUUUGGUGUCUUGUUUCCAGUUACUGCUCCUCGAUCAAGCCUGUUUGCUACCUUCAUCAGACAUGUUCCGCACAAUCUCAAGAAAAAAUAUGUCCCAGAAGCUGAGCUUCCUGUUGCUGGUGUUCGGACUCAUCUGGGGGCUGAUGCUACUUCACUACACCUUGCAGCAGCCGCGACGGCAGAGCAGCGUCAAGCUUCGUGAGCAGAUCCUAGACUUAAGCAAAAGAUACGUGAAAGCUCUGGCGGAGGAGAGCAGGAGCACUGCGGAUGUGGACAACGCUGCAUCCAUGGCAGGCUAUGCUGAUCUGAAGAGAACGAUCGCAGUCCUCUUAGAUGACAUUUUGCAACGCUUGGUGAAGCUGGAGAGCAAGGUCGACUAUAUUGUUGUGAAUGGUUCAGCCACCAACACUACCAAUGGCACCAAUGGAAAUUUGGUGCCAGUAACAACCAACAAAAGGACGAGUGUUUCGGGCAGUGUCAGAUAGCAGUGAAGGGCACCUUGCACAGCUACAUCACUGUGGAUUACAUCCGUCACAGGACACCUCUUAAACUGCUGCCUAGGACAGAGUAAUACUUGACAAUAAAAGCUCUACACAUUCCCAAGGAGCUUGCUGGAUUCAUAGGAUGCUAAUUCUGUAUAUAUAAUCACAGGCAUUAUUAGUGUGCUUUGACACAAAGCUCUUUAAUGCUGUUCUGUAUUCUCAACAGGAAUUUGGUAACAAGGUUGAUAUGGUAAGCAGGGAGGCCAUCUCUGUACAGAGGUCAAGAAACAAAAGCACCAGAAAGACAUGGAGUCCUUUCUAGACGUAACUAUUUAAGUAUAUAACAUGUUUGUCAGAUAAGUGGACAAUAACAUUCAACUCAUUCUGUCGCCUGCCCUCAGCACUGUCCCUGUGAGUAGAGAACGUGCUUACUUCCAGAACUAUACUUUGUUACUCAAAUUAUGAGCAGAGAAAGGAAGUGUCAUGUUGAAAAUCAUGUUUUGAAAUAGACCCAAAGAAUGUUUUCAUUUGCACUAUCCUUCAAAAUAACUGAAGGUUAAUUGUAUAUUUUUAAAAAUAGCAUUUGUAAGAAUAUAAUUUUGAAAUGGGUAGCAGCCACUGUCCAUAGCUAACCAUUUGGGACAAUUUAAUAGAAGUGAUAGUAAUCGCUAAUCUCAUACUUUAAAAUUUCUUACAUAUAUUCUGCAGAAUAAUACAUAUUUUUAUGAUGAAAUGAAAAAUAAAAUAUGUAUAAUUUUCCACA